Messenger RNA from Zootoca vivipara (common lizard), 2130 nucleotides. NCBI's taxonomy places the organism in Eukaryota, Metazoa, Chordata, Lepidosauria, Squamata, Lacertidae. The record is from RefSeq and is a predicted model, not a curated record.
GAUCUCCGGGACCUGAGAGCAGCGCGGAGCGGCAUGGGCGCCCUUGGCAAGCUCAGGGCGGCGCUCCUGGCUGGCCUGCGGGCAGUUCAGCCGCCAGAGAGGCUCUUCGGAGGCGCCUCCGCCCUCAGCCUCCCGCUCAGGAAGUGGAGGCGGCCGCCGUGCUCUACGUCCAUGGUUCAGGAGAGGUCGCCGUCUUCGCUUCGUGUGCAUUACUGGAAAUCGUCUUCGACCAGCUUCAAGCAGCCAGCGACCCCUUGGCUACAGAGAGUAGCAUCGUCUGCCUAAGUCCCUGAGACUCGGCUGGAUUGAUUCACAGUGACUGCCUCUUACGCAAUGGGCAACCUGCAGAAUAAGAUGGAGAGGACAAUCGAAAGGAACUGCUUGGGACCACAGCUCAGCAUACAAGAGGCAUGGAGCGGUUCCCAAAACCCUACUGAAGAAUCUCCACUGGAGUCUUCCCAAGAGGAUCUUUCUGAGUCGGAGGAUGAGAAUUUCAUUCUGGCACUGGAGAGCAGUGUGGAGGAAGAGAAGGAACCUUCCGGUUCCGACACGCUGAACUUGCCACUUCCAGCACAAGCCGAAGCCCAUCAUGGCCAAGUUCCCCUGAGCAGCACCCCAAGCGUGGUCCCAGAGCUGCAUAGAAGCAGACGCCCCCUAAGACAGUCCUCCUCCACAUCCCUUGAGCCAGAGGACGCCACCGCUAUGGAGCCACCAGCCAAAAGGCAGAGGAUCUCUUCCGUGUGGAGAUACUUCGCGACAAUAAGCAAGUUUGUGGUCCAGUGCCGUCUCUGCCAUGGGGCGGUUAGCCUCGGGAGGCCUGAUGGUUGCCAGCUGGUGGGAACCACUGCAAUGCACAGUCACAUGAUGAGAAAGCACAGAGAUGUCCUUGACAAGGCGUCAGGAAGUGGCAAGACUGCAUCUUCCAGGCCUCGCACCCGGUCUGUCUCGGGCACUUUGGGAUUGACGCCUGCUCUUAACAAGGCAGCAGGAAGUGGCAAGAGGACACCCUGCCGGCCUCGCACUCGGUCCAUGUCAGGCACUUCUAGAUUGCAAUCCACUUCUCUGGCUUGUGUAGCAUGCCAGCUGAGGGAAUUCACUUUGCUAGAGAGCACCAGCAGUCAAGAUUUUGAGUCAAGGGAUGGCAACACCGUGCUGGUAAAGGAGGACCGUGCAGAGGAAAGGGCACUACGAGUACUCAAGGAAAGAGGAGCCUCUGGCUUCAAAAGGCCCCACUCCCUGGUCGUCAACUCCUCCACCUGCUCUGGAUCCUUUGAGCCAAAGGUUGCCACCAACAUGGAGCCACCAGCCCAUCGUGGGAAAACGUCCUUUGUGCGGAAGCUCUUCACCAAGGAUGCCAAUAGCAAAUCUGUGGUCCGUCGCAAUCUGUGCCAUCAAACUGUUAGUCUUGGGAAGCCCAGCGGUUGCCAGAAGGUGGGAACCACCACCGCAAUGCACAGUCACCUCAUGAAAUGCCACAAAGAUGUGGCUGACGAGGCCAAAAGAAGCAGCAAUACGACACACUCCUUCCCUCCUAGGCAGAAAAGAAAGGCAAAUGACAGUCCCUGUGGAGGAAAGAUGGAAGAGCAAGACUCUGUGGCAACUGACACAGGGGAAAAAGCAAGGGUAGCUCCUCACACCGUCCAGGUGAGGGGCAGUGUGACAUCCUCAAACAGAACCGCACAGGAGAUCCUGGGUGAGGAGGACGUCCUCAGCUCAGACGCUCGGCGCCAACGUUUCAGGCAUUUCCGCUACCAGGAGGCCGAGGGACCCCGAGAGGUUUGCAGCCAACUCCACCGCCUUUGCCAACAGUGGCUGGAGCCGAAGAGGCACACCAAGGCUCAGAUGCUGGACCUGGUGAUCCUGGAGCAGUUCCUGGCUGUCCUCCCCCCAGAGAUGGAGAGCUGGGUCAGGGAAUGUGGAGUGGAGACCACUUCCCAGGCAGUGGCCCUGGCCGAAGGUUUUCUCAUGAGCCAAGCGGAAGACCAGAAGGAGGCUGAGGUGCAGGAGAUGUCAUCCAAAGCAACCUCAUGUUUCAUGAAGGCAGAGAACAUCCUGCAGGAUGCCACCGAGAGGCCACUGUUCAGGGAGAUCAAGCAGGAGGCUGACAUGGGCACCACCUCUCUGGCUUAG